GCAGGUGGCCCUGGUCGGCGAGCCCGGACGGCAGUGGAUGAGAGCUGGGCGCUGGCCUAGCCACACGCGCACACCGGCACCAUGGACUUCGUCAUGAAGCAAGCGCUGGGCGGGGCCACCAAGGACAUGGGGAAGAUGCUGGGGGGCGAGGAGGAGAAGGACCCCGACGCGCAGAAGAAGGAGGAGGAGAGGCAGGAGGCCCUGCGCCAGCAGGAGGAGGAGCGGAAAGCCAAGCACGCCCGCAUGGAAGCCGAGCGGGAGAAAGUCCGGCAGCAGAUCCGUGACAAGUACGGGCUGAAGAAGAAGGAGGAGAAGGAGGCGGAGGAGAAAGCCGCGCUGGAGCAGCCGUGUGAGGGCAGCCUGACGCGCCCCAAGAAAGCGAUCCCGGCGGGCUGCGGGGACGAGGAGGAGGAGGAGGAGGAGAGCAUCCUGGACACCGUCCUCAAGUACCUGCCCGGCCCGCUGCAGGAUAUGUUCAAGAAGUAACAGCACCGCCAACCCUGCCAUGGGGUGCUGGGGCAUGGGCGCCCUCUCCCCUCCCACCCCUCCAUCAGUUCCCCCCCUGGCCCCGGGGGUGUCCCCGCACCCCCUCCCGCCCUUUCCCCCACCCAGACCAAAAACCCGCCCCGUCCCGUCCAGGCAGGGCCCCCCUACCACGCCGUGCCAAAGGGGAGCGGCCCUGGCUGGACAGGGCGAACCGGGACCAAAUGCACUGAUGUAACC
This is a messenger RNA of Nipponia nippon (crested ibis), 723 nucleotides long. Lineage: Eukaryota; Metazoa; Chordata; Aves; Pelecaniformes; Threskiornithidae. The record is from RefSeq and is a predicted model, not a curated record.